Messenger RNA from Phacochoerus africanus (Common warthog), 3153 nucleotides. It is a transcript of the gene TRIM58, whose product is annotated as tripartite motif containing 58. The record is from RefSeq and is a predicted model, not a curated record. Bases 72 to 1508 code for a protein of 478 amino acids. Lineage: Eukaryota; Metazoa; Chordata; Mammalia; Artiodactyla; Suidae. Gene Ontology annotation, molecular function: protein binding; zinc ion binding. The transcript has 3 exons.
ACCAGAAGAGAUAGUGCUGGCUGCGAGGAAGGCAGCUGCUAUCAGCCGGGCCAUGCAAGGCGCAGAGGGCCAUGGCCUCAGGGGCGCCUGGAGAGCGGCUGUGUGAGGAGGCCAGGUGCCCUGUGUGCCUGGAUUUCCUGCAGAAUCCAGUCAGUGUGGACUGCGGCCACAGCUUUUGCCUCAAGUGCAUCUCUGAGUUCUGCGAGAAAUCGGACAGCGCACAGAGUGGCCUCUAUGCCUGUCCACAGUGCAGAGGUCCGUUCAGACAGGAGAACUUCCGUCCCAACCGGCAGCUGGCCAGCCUGGUGGAGAGCGUGAGGCAGCUGGGUCUGGGAGCGGGACCCUCGAGUUCGCGCCUGUGUGUAAGGCACCAUGAGGAGCUGACCCGCUUCUGCAAGGAGGACCAGGAGGCGCUGUGCUGGGUCUGUGAAACCACCCCAGAGCAUAGGAGCCACCACACAGAGCCACUGCAGGAGGCCGCCAGGUGCUACCAGGUAAAGCUUCAGAUGGCCCAGGAGCUUGUGAGGAACGAGAUGGAGGAAGCUUCGACUCAAGAGGCUAAUAUAGGGAAGAAAACUGUCAUUUGGAAGGAACGUGUACAGCCUGCCACUGCCACAGGUCCAACAACUGGGCACCGACCUCUGAGCCUGCCUUCUGGGGAGCGCACACAACCCACUGUCACCUCUGAGGGUCCUGUGACCAAGCUCAGACCUCUGCCUCCAUUUCCCCGGAAGCACAGGUGGCCUGCAGCCAGUGCCACCAAGGGGCCCAAGGUGGUGCAUCAACCUCUGUGCCCUCCUUCCCGCAAGUUUAUCUGGCCAGCCACCACUGCUGAGGGUAUCCCAACCAGGAACCGACCUCUGCCCUCAUCUCCCUGGGAGCACAUACAGCCCACUGCCACCUUUGCUGAAGGUCCUGGGACCAGGCGCCAAUCACUACCUCUGUCUCCCCAGAAGCACGUGCGUCCCACCACAGCUUCAGGUCUCACAACUGGGUACCCACCUCUGCACCUUCCUUCCCAGGAUCUCCAGAGACCAGCCACCAUUGCUGAGGGUUCCAUGGCUAAAAGCAGACUACUGCCUCCAUCUCCCAGAAAGCACAAGUGGCCUGCUCCUGGUGCCACCAAGAAGCCUAUGGUGGUGCAUCAACCUCUGUGCCUGCCUUCCAGGGAGCUUGCAGGGCCAGCCACCACUGCUGAGGGGCCCGUGACCAGACGCCCACCUCUGCCUCCAACUCCCCGGGUGUUUGCACAGCUGACUGCUGUUGCUGAGGGUCCCACAACUGGACGCCGACCCUUGCCCCCACAUCCCUGGGAGUGUGAGCUGCUGCCACCACUGAGGGUCCCCCGGCCAGGCACCAACAUCUGCCCUAGCCACCACAGGAGUGUACGUGGACCACCGCCAAUACCACAGAGGGUCCUGCGAGUGAGUGACAUCCACUGGCCACUGUCAGGGUCCAGGAGGGGUCCUGCAAGCCAUUUCCACCUCCCUCGGGUAUUCCAUCCCUAACUGCCACCACUGCACUCUAGGAGGGGUCAUGCAAGCCAUUGCCACCUGGCUCCUAGACUCCAUCUCUAAUCACCACCUAGCUCCAGCAGGGGUUAUGAGACACAGCUGCUCUCAUCAUAUGCUCUGAGUGAGCACACAUAAGCCACUACUACCAAGAAAGCCAGGACUGGGCACCAGCUGCUACAUCUGCACACCUACUAUCAAGGGGAUAAUGGCACACACUGAGGAAAGAGGUGACAAGUACCCAUGCUAAAAAGCCCUGUGACUAGGGAGGAAGAUCUGUAAUCUCUCCUUCCAAUUGCAUGAACCAUGGAUGCAACAACUCCACUUUCAGCCCUAUAAAUUCAGUGCUGGUGAAACAUCUGAAAAGACAACAAGUGCUCCCAUAGCUGAGACAGGUCUGGCUUUAGAAGCUGUGGACUCUUGGGUAUGUACAUGUGAGGGCUGGACCAGGCCAGAAUCUGAGCUGACUCCAUAGCUCCCACAGCAGGCCCAGGUGCACAAAUACUGCAGUCCUGAGUCUUGACCUCAGUGCAUCUGUGCCACUGACCUAGUGGAAACAGUGCCAAAGAGAUAUCAGGGCCAAUUACUGACAUGCCCACAGUUAAAGUAGAACCAAGACAGUGACAACAGCAGUGUACUUUGUGAGCCCAAACACUGGGUGAAAUGUGACACAACAGAGAACACUCACAGGUGAACAGCUCCAGCAGAAGAAUACUCAGUGGCUCCUUUCCCAGUGUGAGUGCUGCAAACCCACCUAUUUCACAAUGAUGAUCCGAAACAGCUCAGAAGCAGAUCUUGGGGACUCUACUCCAAGAACUAGGGAGCAGGCCCUGCCAUUACAGGCCUGUGAUAACCACAGACAAAACAGUGCAGGAUCUUGUCACUGCAACAUCAAUCAUAUAUCCUAUCAAGGGGCUAAAAUUCAGAAUACAGUGAGAAGAAAGGUGGCAAGGAGCCAAACUGAAAACAGCCCUUUCACCAAAAAUAUAUUAAAUUCAGACGGGCUGCAUAAAGUCAUCCAGAGCUUGCAGUUACCUCUAAACACGCCUCUUGACAAGGUUCAGCCCACCUGAGGUACAAAACCCAGCUCCACUCACCAUUGCAAGGCAGCAGUUCCUCAUAUCAGGAAGCCUGAACAAGACCCUGGACCAAACUUACCCACAAGGGGAAGACCCCUGAAGCAUGAGGGAAUAAAAUCCUCCAGCCUGCAGAAAGGUGACCAUACACAUAGAAAGUUAGACAAAGUGAGAUGACAAAUUAUUUCAGAUGGAGGAACCUGAUAAAAACCCACACUAUCACUGUUUGCAGAUAACAUGAUGCUAAAGAUAGAAAAUCUUAAAGAUUCUAUCAGAAAACUACGAGAGCUCAUCAGUGAAUUCAGUAAAGCUGCAGGGAAAAUCAUAAACAGAAAUUAAAGAAAGUCUCAUUUGCAAUCACAUUAAAGAGAAUAAACUAUAUAAGAAUAAACCUACCUAAAGAGACAAAACACCUGUACUCUGAAAACUAUAUGACACUGAUGAAGGAAACUGAGGAUGAUACAAAUCAAUGGGUGGAUAUAUCAUGUUCUUGGAUCAGAAGAAUCAAUAUUGUCAAUGACUGUACUACCCAAGGCAAUCUAUAGAUUCAGUGCAAUCACUCUCAA